Sphaeroforma arctica JP610 is the source of this 201-nucleotide messenger RNA. RefSeq lists its product as hypothetical. The record is from RefSeq and is a predicted model, not a curated record. The annotation marks the transcript as partial. The transcript has a single exon. NCBI's taxonomy places the organism in Eukaryota, Ichthyosporea, Ichthyophonida.
AUGCAGUACAACAUUGAAGACAACCAGGGGAAGAAUGACGGGCGCUUUGAGACUAUGCACUGGUUCCUCGUGUGUCUGGCUAAAGGCAAGCAGCGUAUAGUGGAGGCCGAGGACUUUGAACAGACCAAAGGCGACUUCUACCGCCGGGAAGUGAAUGCUAUUAUGAUGCAUCACACUGAACCCGAGCUCAUAUCGCUCAUG